This is a messenger RNA of Trichophyton rubrum CBS 118892, 1119 nucleotides long. RefSeq lists its product as uncharacterized. Gene Ontology annotation, biological process: GPI anchor biosynthetic process. Gene Ontology annotation, cellular component: glycosylphosphatidylinositol-N-acetylglucosaminyltransferase (GPI-GnT) complex. Gene Ontology annotation, molecular function: phosphatidylinositol N-acetylglucosaminyltransferase activity. The transcript has a single exon. The record is from RefSeq and is a predicted model, not a curated record. Lineage: Eukaryota; Fungi; Ascomycota; Eurotiomycetes; Onygenales; Arthrodermataceae. The coding region runs from base 1 to 1119 and encodes 372 amino acids.
AUGCGUCAGCCAUACGUGGUACGAUUGAUUGUCUUGCGCCCUUCCCACGCCCAUCUCGCUAAUACCUGUUACAGCAAGGAGAACACUGUUCUGAGAGCAUCUCUUGACCCUAUGAUGGUCUCUGUGAUCCCGAACGCUCUAGUAGCGGAGAACUUUCGCCCACCGUCAUACACCGAAUCUGUCAGCGGCUCGUUAAACAAUCGCCCAUUAACUCAUAGAAUGCCCGGACCCCGUCUCCUAGGGCCGGACGAUACAAUAACGAUAGUGGUGAUAUCACGGCUCUUCUACAACAAAGGGACGGAUCUACUAAUAGCAGCAAUACCCCGGAUACUUGCGCUUAAUAAAAACGUGCGAUUUAUUAUUGGUGGAUCUGGCCCAAAGGCCAUCGACUUGGAACAAAUGCUGGAGAGAAAAGUGCUUCAGGACAAGGUAGAGCUAUUGGGCCCGAUCAAGCACGAAGAUGUGCGUGAUGUGAUGAUCAAAGGCCACAUAUAUCUUCAUCCCAGUCUGACAGAAGCCUUUGGCACCGUGAUCGUCGAGGCCGCCAGCUGCGGGCUGUACAUUGUCUGUACCCGUGUUGGUGGCAUCCCGGAAGUUCUCCCGCAACAUAUGACAACAUUUGCAAAACCGGAAGAAGACGACCUAGUGCAGGCAACAGGAAAAGCAAUUGCUGCGUUGCGGUCGAACAAGGUGCGAACUGAGAAGUUCCACGACCAGGUCCGAAUGAUGUACUCAUGGACUGACGUCGCGCGACGCACCGAACGUGUCUACGAUGGGAUCUGCGGUGCCAUUAGCGAGGAAGAGUUCUACGGCAAUUUCCCCAAGGAGAGCUGGACGGGCUCGCGCAGGCGAGAACAUAGUUUUGCGUUGAUUGACCGGCUGAAGCGAUACUAUGGCUGUGGGAUCUGGGCAGGGAAGCUGUUCUGCCUCUGCGUGGUGAUCGACUUUCUGCUUUACGUCUUCCUCGAGCUAUGGAUGCCUCGCAGUAGCAUCGACAUUGCCCGAGACUGGCCAAAGAAACCGGUUGGAAGAGAAGGCAGCCAGCUGCUAGACGUUCGUCAGCCGAUGGACAACGCUCGGCACCAUCCUGGCAACGAAACCUGGCAGGAAAUGAUCUGA